CCUUGUGUUCAUCAGAGUUUUAUGGCUGUCUAAGUUUAGAUGUUGGCUCAAACUCAGCCUCUCAAGUAGCAAGGCUUGUGGGUCAGCACAACCGCUCCACAUGGUGACAGAAACAGACAGAAACAGCACUCUCACAGUAAACUUUCAGAGGGAGACAAUCACGACGUUGAGAGCCAUGAGGGUACUUUGAUUCCAGAUACAACAUAAAAUGAAACAUCUCAACUAGCAGACAACACAACUGAGGAGAAGAACAGUCAGGACUUUUCAACCUUGCUAUUCCUCUUGCACACAUCAGUGUCACGACUGACAAUGAAAGAUGAGGCAGAGCUUAAGGACCUUUCCGGAUCUUCAGCGCAGCAGAUUCCACAUUUUCUGCAAGAUGUCGUGUUCCAUGGCAAAUUUGAGCUGCUGAAGACUCUUACCCCAGAGGAAAAUGGCCAUUGUCAACGUGGCCUCUACUUUCAAGAUGGUCAGCGGCACGUGGACUACGUUCUCACCUACGCUUUGAAGAAAUCGUCUCCGGGACGUUCCAUUCGCUACUCAACACAUUUGCUGACGGAAAACGCUGUUGCCCGCAGCCUGCGCCGUAGCCAUCAGCCCUCAUCUACUGAAAAAGGCUCGUUAUCGUCACAAACCUCAACGCUAUCCAAUGUGGAUCUACACUCUCCGGGAGAGCACUUUAGUGGCCAGGAGGAUCAAAAAAACUUCAGGAGAGAGGAGUUUGAAGGGAAACUUCGAGAUAUGGGCCUGGAACUGGAGAUUGAUGAGGACUCCAAGAUUCUAGGUGUGGGCUUUGUGAAAAUUCAUGCUCCUUGGAAUGUUCUUUGUCGAGAAGCAGAGUUCAUGAAGCUUAAGAUGCCCACCAAAAGGGUAUAUGAAGUCAAAAAGUCAAGCGGUGUUAUAGAGAAGCUUAAUUUACUCGUCAGUAAAGUUCUUGAGCCUCUUCAUCCUCAUGUUGAGGAGCGCCAACCAAAGAACAUCAAACACCUGUCACACACUUUCUCCAGGGAAAAGCAACACCUGUUUGACCUUUCAGACAAGGAUUCCUUUUUUGACAGUAAAACCAGGAGCUCAAUAGUUUAUGAAAUACUAAAGAGGACUAAAUGCAAGGCCAAAUACAACAUGGGUAUCACCAGUCUCCUCGGUAGUGGUGUCUAUACAGCUGCUUAUCCUCUCCAUGAUGGAGACAUUGAUGAAGAGAGUGCAGAGCAAAAUGACAGAAAGCUAUUGUAUGAGGAGUGGGCAAACUACAGUGUCUUCUACAAGUACCAGCCCAUUGGACUAGUGAGGAAAUACUUUGGAGAGAAGAUUGGACUGUACUUUGCCUGGUUGGGACUGUACACCCAGAUGCUGAUACCUGCUUCUCUGGUGGGAGUCAUAGUCUUUUUGUAUGGAUGUGCAACAGUCGAUGACAAUAUACCAAGCAUGGAGAUAUGCCACCAAAAAAACAACAUCACUAUGUGUCCUUUGUGUGAUAAAGUGUGCAGCUAUUGGAAGCUGAGUUCUGCUUGUGGAACUGCAAGAGCCAGUCACUUAUUCGACAACCCAGCUACCGUAUUCUUCUCUAUUUUCAUGGCUCUUUGGGCCGCCAUGUUCAUGGAGCAUUGGAAGAGGAGACAAAUGAGGCUAAAUUAUGAAUGGGACCUGACCGGGUUUGAAGAUGAGGAGGAAGCACUCAAGGACCACCCCAGGGCUGAAUAUGAAUUCCAAGUCAUGCAGAAGUCUUUAAGCAGAGAUCACAAAACACAAUACAAGAUGGAAAAAUUGACAUGUCGAGAUCGCCUUCCUGCUUACAUGACGAAUGUUGUCACAAUGUUGUCCAUGAUCGGUGUUACCUUUGCCAUUGUAUUUGGUGUCAUCCUGUACCGGAUCUCCACAAAAGCUGCUCUUCACAUGAGCUCCAAUCCAGUGACACGGAACCACGUUCAACUUACUGUCAAAACAACAGCAGCCAUUAUCAACCUUGUGGUCAUCCUUAUACUGGAUGAGGUGUAUGGAGCUGUGGCACGAUGGCUCACUGUUUUAGAGGUUCCAAAAACAGACAAGAAUUUUGAGGAGAGACUCAUAUUUAAGACCUUCAUUCUGAAAUUUGUCAAUGCUUUCACACCAAUCAUCUACAUUGCUUUCUUCAGGGGAAGGCUGGUCGGCCGACCAGGCAACUAUUUGUAUGUUUUUGAAUCCUACCGAAUGGAAGAGUGUACUCAUGGAGGCUGUCUGAUGGAGUUGUGUAUUCAGCUGAGUAUCACCAUGUUGGGAAAACAGCUGAUUCAGAACAACCUUUUUGAGAUUGGAAUACCAAAGCUAAAGAAGCUAAUUCGCUAUAUCCAGUCAAAGCAAGGCACUUUUCAAGAGGAAGAGAGGCAGAAGAAGUUGCAGAGAUAUGAAACUGACCAGUUUCUGGAGCCAUUUUCAGGAUUAACACCUGAAUAUAUGGAAAUGAGUGAGUACCACAAAUGAAAAUAUCAUUUUAUUGACACAUGUACACAAACGGUGUCGUGUCUCUCACUUCUCUUGAGUGAAUCAGUGUAUCUGUUUACUCAUGCAUUCAUAUGUCUUUUUACAAAAUAACCAAGAAUAAUUACCAACCAGCAAUAUAUCCAAAGGAUAUUUACAGACAAUGCCAUGUAAUA
Hippocampus comes (tiger tail seahorse) is the source of this 2630-nucleotide messenger RNA. RefSeq names its product anoctamin-1-like. Gene Ontology annotation, cellular component: plasma membrane. Gene Ontology annotation, biological process: chloride transmembrane transport. The transcript is spliced from 20 exons. The record is from RefSeq and is a predicted model, not a curated record. Gene Ontology annotation, molecular function: protein dimerization activity; intracellularly calcium-gated chloride channel activity. Bases 310 to 2457 code for a protein of 715 amino acids. NCBI's taxonomy places the organism in Eukaryota, Metazoa, Chordata, Actinopteri, Syngnathiformes, Syngnathidae.